Messenger RNA from Ceutorhynchus assimilis (cabbage seed weevil), 1925 nucleotides. NCBI's taxonomy places the organism in Eukaryota, Metazoa, Arthropoda, Insecta, Coleoptera, Curculionidae. The record is from the annotation of a GenBank genome assembly.
ACAAACCGUGCGUUCGUUAUUUUGGUCUGAGUUCUCCGAGCUUGACUUUACCGUUCGUUUAUUCAAAAAGUGUACUCGGUGUAUCCUCAUUCGCGUUCGUUUAUUAAAAUUUCUGGCACUUUUAUACAGCGUUCAACUGCUCUGUUCGCUCGCUGGUCACGUGAUUACGGCUCCGCUCUGCACGCUCUGCUCUUCGAGCAAAAUACCGAACGCAAGGAAACUACGUGUUAUUUGUUGUUGUUUGGUUUUUAAAUUUCUUGCUGGCAUCGGAUGCAUUUAUUUAUUUUGCGGUGUUCUUUUUGAAUUAACUACUUAGAAGUUUUGUGUUUUUCUCCGAUAAAAUUCCAAUUUACUUAGUGGGAAAAAAUGAAAAUUGCUAGUCCUAGUGAAAUGUCGUUGAUGUGCAGACUUUGUCUAAUGAAAGAUAAAAAGCAAGUGAAUAUUUCAAUUUUCGAAGAUCGGAGUGAUAAUAAACUAUUAGUUAAAAUUAGUGCCUUGUUACCCAUUAAGGUAUCCAAAGAAGACCAACUACCAAAGAAAAUCUGCAAUGAAUGCUCAAAUAAGUUAAACUUCUUGUACGCGUUUCGUAAUACCGCCUUAGAAUCGGAACAGACUUUAUUGUCUUGGUUUAAUGAUGAUGAUAAUCUAACCAUCAACCCUUUAGCAGAGACUGUAGUCAAAGAAGAAGUUGAAGUUGAUGAAGAAUCUCUUCAUUUAGAUCUUCUUCAAUACUCUCCCAGCAAUAAGUUUCGAAAGGCUGAAGAAGAAGAAACUGAGGAGCCACUAGCAAAACGGCCACGUCAAUCUGAUGCCAUCAAAUCUGAAAUUCAUAUUGCCCCUGAAUCUGAUGAAAACAAUGAUGAGGAUGAACCUGAUACGGUGGAUGUUGAAAUCGUAGCAAAUCUAGGAUAUGAAAGUUGCGAGAAUGACAAUAACGAAGACAUUGAAAAAUUAGAAAAUGAUUUUUCAUCUUCAGAUCCUGAAAAAAGAGCCUACGAUCAACCUGGACCAUCAGAUCUUGGCAAGAGUGAAGCUGAAAAACCAUGCUCACAACUUAGUAGUAGCCCAAGUUUGAGUGAUGAGGUUGAAGAGCAGCACGUAACACCAUCCCAUAUUGGCUCAAAAAAGCAUCGAAUGCAAUCGCAGCAAUCCACACCCUUUUUGAAAGUUUCGAGAGACACCGCCCGUAGCAGUAGAUGGUCUACGCCCUCAAUCGACUCAGUUAGUGAAAUUCCGGCAACAAGCUACCAAGAAAAAGUCAUAAAUGACUUGGAAAGCCUCAAAGCUAUUCAGAAGCAACACACACUAAUUUUACAAGAGAUUCUGUCAACGGUCAGGACGAAGAAUGUUCAAGCACUUACUCGACCAGUUGACACCCCCAAUCUUCCAAUAGAUCAUAAGAAAGACUUCCAAGAUUUUGAAUCCUGGCUCGAAAACCAAACAAACUUCACUUACAUGCGAAGUCGCGUUGCUGCAGUUGGUGGCUCGACUGUUAGAGGUGCAACCAUGAACAUGAUGAAGUUCCUAAUCACAAAUGAAAUUGGGAUGCAAUUCAACUGGGCUGGAUCCGCUCCCAAAGAUGAGCGGUAUCAACAAAAAUAUCCGUUCAAGGAUACAAAGAUGUUUAGUUUAAUUAAUGAUGCUGUGAAGCUAACAUUUGCUGGAAGAGAAACGAUAGUCAAUUUGAGCGACCAGGCGGUUAUAAGGGCAGUGCAAGAUUGGCUGAAGUUAUCUAAAAGUCGCUACACUUAUAACUCUACAAAAUGACAUGUCUCACUUACUAAAUAAAUAUUUCUUUCAAGUCGCGAAUAUAUAGAGGGUGGCCAUUUGAAAACGAAACAGAGGUGAUUUUGGGCUCCCCAAGACAUUUAAGAAAAAACCCUCGUACCCGUCGAUUUUUGAUUUAAGGGGGAACCAUGUUUCUG